AUGGCGAUUGUUUCAGGAUUUCCGUCGGUCGGAAAAUCGACGCUUCUUUCGAAUUUGGCUGGCGUCUACUCGGAAGUCGCCGCCUAUGAAUUCACCACUCUCACCACCGUACCCGGAGUCAUUCGAUACAAGGGAGCCAAAAUUCAGCUUCUCGAUUUGCCCGGAAUUAUUGAGGGCGCCAAAGAUGGAAAAGGUCGAGGAAAACAAGUUAUUGCGGUUGCUCGUACUUGUUCGCUAAUUCUGAUGGUGCUCGAUGUGAUGAAGCCGCUUCAACACAAGAAACUUCUCGAAUAUGAAUUGGAGGGAUUCGGAAUCCGACUCAACAAAACGCCACCGAACAUUGGAUUCAAGAAGAAGGAGAAGGGAGGAAUCAACUUGACGAUGCUCGUUCCACAAACCGAAUUGGAUCUUCACUUGGUCAAGAACAUUCUGGCUGAGUACCGAAUUCAUAAUGCUGACAUCACAUUGAGAUACGAUGCGACUUCUGAAGACCUCAUCGAUGUGAUCGAAGGAAAUCGAGUCUAUAUUCCGUGCAUUUAUGUUCUUAAUAAGAUCGAUCAAAUUUCGAUUGAGGAACUCGAUAUCAUCUACCGUAUCCCGCAUACCGUUCCAAUUUCGGCGCAUCAUAAAUGGAAUUUUGAUGAUUUAUUAGAGAAAGUUUGGGAAUAUCUCAAUUUAAUUCGAAUUUAUACGAAACCGAAGGGACAAUUGCCCGAUUAUGCGACACCAAUUGUUUUGAACGCUGAAAAAAAUACGGUUGAGGAUUUGUGCAUGAAAAUUCACAAGUCAUUACAAAAAGACUUCAAAUGUGCCCUUGUUUGGGGAUCAUCAGCGAAGCAUAAUCCACAACGUGUUGGAAAAGACCACGUACUCAAUGAUGAAGACGUCGUCCAGGUUAUCAAAAAAGUCUAA
This is a messenger RNA of Caenorhabditis bovis, 912 nucleotides long. The record is from the annotation of a GenBank genome assembly. NCBI's taxonomy places the organism in Eukaryota, Metazoa, Nematoda, Chromadorea, Rhabditida, Rhabditidae.